This is a messenger RNA of Magallana angulata, 557 nucleotides long. RefSeq lists its product as uncharacterized. Lineage: Eukaryota; Metazoa; Mollusca; Bivalvia; Ostreida; Ostreidae. The transcript has 3 exons. The coding region runs from base 67 to 414 and encodes 115 amino acids. The record is from RefSeq and is a predicted model, not a curated record.
UUCUCAUUCAAGAAAGGUGUCCUUCACUUUGGGUUGUGGGGACAUCAAAAAGACGGUAAAAAUACAAUGAUUUUAUCGCGGCUGCUGGCGCCUGGCGCUGCCCAGCUAGCACGAUGUUCCCACAGAAAAAUUCACACGUCCGCCUCACGAUUCGGUGGUCAUCCUCGUGGAAUCCCUGCAAGUGAAAGAACAUACAAGGUUUUCCGUGGGAGGUCCCCACCAAAUGAUAUAGUGCUUUUUUUUGGUACCAUAGGAAUGCUCUUGGCAUAUACCAGAAUAUCAUAUUUCAUGAUUGCCCAUUACGACCACUGGACGGGCGGACAUUUUGUAGUACCUAAAUGGUAUGACUUUACAGACGAAGAGCUGGGAAUUCCACCAGAUGAAUUGGGACUGCUAAAACCAGAAGCGGCAUAGUUACUGUGUUGAGUCUGAGUGAUUACUGCAAUGUUUUACUGUAAACAAAUAAAGUGAGAAUAUGCUCAUGAUAUUUGUGCUAUGUUGAAUCUGGCAUUUGUGUACAUAAAAUAGAAUGCAACAAUAAAGAUAUGUGUUUAAUA